UGCUGGGUUUGCCGAGGUGCUAUCUUAUCCCCUGAAGAUAAUUCUCGUAGUUUCCCGUCAAUCAAUGCACUACACUUGUUGAGCACCACCGCCAUCGCCUGGCUCUGCGGUUGGAAAGUAACUUUAGUAAUCCCCUUUCUUCAUUUAAUCUCUAGCCAAAAUGCAGUCCCUUCUACGAUGGAGUGUCGAAAACUCGGGGAACUCAUCUGCUCCAUCACAACGAACAGACGUCGACCCGGGGCUCGUAGACUACAUUCUAGGGAAGCCUGAUGCACAGCUGAUGAAAGAAGCAAUUCAAAUCGCCACGGACCCAUCCAAAGACGAGGACACACGGAUCACUGCUUUGGAUGACCUUGAAAUGCUCGUGGAGAGUAUCGAUAAUGCCAACGAUCUAAAGAAGCUAAACAUGUGGGAACCCCUGCAUGGUCUUUUGAGCACGGCGAGCACAACGGACCCACUUAAGAUGCAGACUCUGUGGGUAAUAGGAACCGCAGUACAAAAUAAUCCCGCAGCCCAGCUUACAUAUUUGGCUCUUGAUCCGCUGCCUGUGAUACUAUCCUCACUGUCCCCGUCCACUAACUCCGCAAAAACCCGCUCGAAAGCCAUGUAUGCACUAUCCGGCCUGCUCAAGCAUAAUGCACAAGCAGUCCGUCAAUUAAAUACGACGGGCGGAUGGCUUACUUUUCGCACUGCGUUGGAAGAUUCAGACGUUAAUGUUCGACGCAAGGCAGCGUUUCUCCUCAACACUCUGCUGAUGCCGACGACUGCGGGGACGUUUGACGGUCCUUCCCGAAUGCAUACACCUCAGAGUGCGAGUGCGCCGGUGCACCCAAACUCGCAUGCAUCAAUGGCCUCGGAUCCAGAGUCAGCGUCGACUACAGCUGCUACAAUGGAAGCAUUGCAAAAGGAAUGCAAGUCCGAGGGCUCAUCACUGAUGGAUGCUUUGAUCUCCGCACUAGCAGACCCCGUACCAUUCGGGGCAGAUGGAGAAUGGGAGAGAGACACGGAAUUCCAAGAGAAUCUCGUUAGAAUACUACACACCUUUUCCGUGCAGUGCGGCGGGACGUUCUCUGAUGCUCAGAGACACGCGCUGCGCGGCUUUUUUGGUGGUGCCGAGCGAUCAGGCGACUCGCUCGGGCUAAGUAGAGAAGAGUUUACUCAACUGAAGAGUGCGAUCGCGUGAAUGAUGCGCUUCGCUAUACGACUUUGGAACUGGCUGCGAUGAUUCGAGUUGGCUGGAUGAUAGGUUUCGUUUCAUACUUAGGAAUGCCCGUAGUAGUACAUACAAUAUUGCCCCCUCGGUGCAAAUUGAUAUAUUGAAGGGUC
Pisolithus orientalis is the source of this 1326-nucleotide messenger RNA. RefSeq names its product armadillo-type protein. The record is from RefSeq and is a predicted model, not a curated record. The transcript is spliced from 6 exons. NCBI's taxonomy places the organism in Eukaryota, Fungi, Basidiomycota, Agaricomycetes, Boletales, Pisolithaceae. The coding region runs from base 161 to 1183 and encodes 340 amino acids.